Messenger RNA from Vicia faba (fava bean), 537 nucleotides. Lineage: Eukaryota; Viridiplantae; Streptophyta; Magnoliopsida; Fabales; Fabaceae. The record is from the annotation of a GenBank genome assembly.
AUGAAGGAGGAAAUAAAAUUAGGGUUUCAUGGAAUCGGUAAUGAGAAAGGUUUUGACUCUAGUGAGGUUCCCCCAAUAAGGGUGAGGAAGAGGCAAAUUGAUAACCAUGCUGUCAGAGAAGCUUCAGAUACCUAUUCUGAGCUUCCGUGCACUCCUGAGGAGGCCGCAACUAUUGGCUCGGCAUCAGAUUUAUCCUUUGUCCAGAAUAUUCUCGGGGGGGAUAAGAUGGAAAUAACUUAUGAGAUUUCUUAUAGAAUGUUCAAAGAUGCUUCUAUCUUUUCUCCCGUCUUUGUCGGACGGGGUGUUGUCUUGGCCCCGGCUAGUCCCUUCAAGGAAAGAGAUACUUAUAAGGAGAACUUCGAAGCUAUGGAGAUGAAGUGCACUAACCUUCAAAAGGAGCUUCUUGUGUUGCAUGAAGAAGUUAAAGCUGCUAAUUCUUUACAAGAGGCAGUGAAAGUACAUGUCUCCCUUUCUUCCUUGGUGGAUCGGGUGACUGAGCUAAAAGAUGCCCUUAAAGAUGCAAGGGAAUGGUGUUAG